CUCAGCAGAUAUGGACGGUCUCUGAAAAGUCUGCGGUCCGUCAUUGACUGUAUUACAGUUCACUUGACUGUUAGCUACAAGCUGCUGCUCGAGCAUCUUCCUGUUGAUUAUCUAUGUGAGAAAAGGCCAUCAAAGGCGGACGCGUCCCCAUCACCAUGGCCGCCUCGGUUGAGGAGGUAUCUUCGUCGGUUGUUCGGGAAUAUCUGAGUCGAAAGGGACUCCGGAGGACGAUUGCCUGUAUGGAUGAGGAGCAUCCGCGCACAGCGGCCAGCAUCAACAACAGAUCACACCUAAGGCAAAUUCUCAACAUGGAGGGUCUCUACAGGCAGAAUAAAGCUCAGAACUCCCCCCUGAAAACAUUACUGGAGAUUAUUGUAAAGCACCGCAUCGAGGGCCUUAAGAAUGACAAGAUCACCUGCAGUGAAAGUGAUCCCCUGCAGUCUACUCCAACCAUCAGCUCGAUUACCAGCUCUCCUGCAGUAACACCAAAACUGACGGAUGAUGCAAAGACAGAGGAUAGCACAACAGCUUUUGCUGUCAGCAAACACAUCAAAAUGAGGUCUGCGAUGGGAGAAAUCUGCCCCUCUCAGCCUACAUAUACUUCAUUAUUGCUUGAGACAGACAGGCUAUCCAGUCAAAAUCAAACCAGUUUCUGGGCUUAUGACUCAGAGGACCAGAAAAGCCAGCCACAGAUGACCUCCCUCCAAGACAAAGAGAGCUUCAUCAGAAGAGAACCAGAAAAAAAGACUUUCAUCACUGAGAGCACCCAAAGAAGCAGAACUAAUCGUAUUAGACGUGGAAUGAUGGCUGGACCAAUUGCUAGCACACCUCAGGAAUCAAACAAAAAAAGGCAGAACCGAAAGCUAGAAGUGCCCCAGCUGCUGCUCAGAAAAGACGAAAAUAGGCGGUUUGGGGAUGGACUUUUAGUGACUGCUGUAUAUCAAAAAAGCUUCGAAAGCAGCCUAACUGAAAUCAGCUCAGCUGACUGCAUAGGAGGGCAGCGGGAAUUGCAGAGUGCACCAGAGAGACUGCAGAGAGAAAACAGCUUUGAAAGAGUGAAACAACACACACAGAAGACUACAAAAGUGAAGUCUUUGACGAGGCUAAAUGUGGCUGACUUGGAUGUGUCUGAGAUGGUUUUAGAUGACAUUGAUGAUGAUGACGAUCUGCGAGAACUCUCCAAAGUGUCCUUUAAGAGAUCCGUUGCAGAGCACAACUAUGCAGGUCGACCGAUGGACCAACACACUGCCAUGGAAUUGAAAGCGGUUCUUCUUGGCUCCAGCCUAAAUUGUUUCAGUGUUGAGUGGAGGAAUCAGGGUUUCACAUUCUCAGAAACGCAUGACCUCAGAUAUGGAAUUGUGCAGAAAAAGGGCGGUCCUUGUGGAGUUCUGGCAUCCAUCCAAGCCUUUGUUCUCAAGAAACUGCUGUUUGAAAACACAGAAACCAGUAAUACAGGCCUUCAGAGGUUAAGACCUUCCAACACCACAAGAAGAAAGUGUUUUGUUUUAGCAGCGGCUGAAAUACUGUGGAGGGCUGGCGAGGAAAAGAAAGCCAUAAUUGCAAUAAAUUCUGGGAGAAAUCAUUUCACCCCAACUGGACAAUACAAAUCUGAAGGAGUGCUUGAAAAGAUAACAUGUUUCACCGUGGAUAACAUGAAGGACAUGCAGUUGCUUCUGGAGCAGCAUAUUGAUCAGUUUGAGACCGGGGUGUUAGGAUGCUUACUGCUCACCAUCUCUGCUGUGCUAUCUCGAUCCAUUGAAAAAGUAAGAGACGAUAUGGACGUGCCCUCCACCACUCUCAUCGGGGCCCAUGGUUACUGCACUCAGGAGCUGGUAAACCUGUUGCUCUGUGGCAGAGCAGUUUCUAAUGUCUUUGACAAUGACAUGGAGUUGGACUCAGGCAAUGGCAACAUGACUCUCCUCAAGGGAGUCAAAGGUCACUGUGACAUCGGCCUGCUGUCCUUGUUUGAACACUAUAACAUUUGCAAGGUAGGAGCUUAUCUGAAGACUCCCCGUUACCCCAUUUGGGUGGUGUGCAGUGAAAGCCACUUCAGCGUGCUGUUUGGCCUGCAGAGGGAGCUGUUGACCAAUCAGGACAAAGGCCUGGAGUUUGACCUCUACUAUUACGACGGACUGGCCAAUCAACAGGAGGAGAUCCGCCUCACUGUCUCUUUUGGCAAAGUGGCUCUGAGUUGUCAAGAUGUCGACGCUGAUCUCAUUCCUCCACUGGAGCAGUGUAUCCGAACAAGGUGGAAAGAUGCAUUUGUCAACUGGAAUGACACAGAGCCGAUUCUCUGACUGAUCACAUGGUUUGAUGUUACUUUAAUUGUGGAACAUUAAAUGACAACAAACAUUUUGCAUUACCAAUACAGCUAUUUUACAUAUGUUUCAUGGAGUUUUCUUUAUGUUAUAUUACAUUAACAUUUACUCAUAUAUUUUAGCAGUGCCAUUUCUACUUAAUUUCCAUUUCUCUUCAUAGUGAGACAAAAGUAUUGUUCUGCUAUUUGUUUACAUGAUUGUUUACAUGGAUGUUGUAUAUCAGACACUGUAUGUGCUGCUGAAAGAGUUUGGGUAUGUCAUGUCAGCCAUAAAGUCUCAUGCUAUUGUCUAAAAAAUAUAUUUAAGAAAAAUAAAUUAUUUUUUUAAAAGGUCUAGCAAUAUAUGCAUAAGUUAAGAAGUUUGGAGGUAAACUCAUUCUUUUGUUGCAGCUGAAAUGUAAAUUGAUGCAAGAUGCAGUAUUGACCACAGUGGCCUUUUACCCUUUAUCUGUACUUUUUACAUGAAGAUAUUAAAGGAUGUCGUCCAUAUUUUUACA
Molecule: messenger RNA, 2814 nt
Organism: Plectropomus leopardus (leopard coralgrouper)
Lineage: Eukaryota; Metazoa; Chordata; Actinopteri; Perciformes; Serranidae
Gene: mindy4
Product: MINDY lysine 48 deubiquitinase 4
Biological process (GO): protein K48-linked deubiquitination
Molecular function (GO): cysteine-type deubiquitinase activity; K48-linked deubiquitinase activity
Source: RefSeq, a predicted model, not a curated record